AUGGAUUUAAUUGAUAGUGAUAUUCGUCAGUGGGACGUCAAUGAUGUUAAAGAACAAUUUGGUGAUAGUCUUAUGCUGUUACCCUCCAAUGAUAACAUAAAGGAACUGCAAACAAUUCUUCGGGACAAAAACACAUCUCGAAGUGACUUUAAGUUUUAUGCAGAUAGGUUAAUAAGACUGGUUAUUGAGGAGAGUUUGAAUAAGUUACCAUUCACUGACUGUGAAGUGGUUACACCCACAGGUGCUUUAUACAAAGGUUUAAAAUAUGGAUCUGGGAAUUGUGGUGUGUCAAUUGUUCGCUCGGGAGAAUCUAUGGAACAAGGCUUAAGAGACUGCUGCAGAUCCAUCCGCAUAGGUAAAAUACUUGUAGAGAGUGACAAUGAUACCCAUGAAGCACAUGUAGUUUAUGCCAAGUUUCCAGAGGAUAUCGCUAGACGACAAGUUCUUUUGAUGUAUCCUAUUAUGUCCACUGGCAAUACUGUUAAACAGGCAGUGAAUGUUCUAACACAGCAUGGUGUAAAGGAAGAACGUAUAAUUCUCUCAAACUUGUUCUGCACCCCAGCUGCCGCACAAGCUGUAGUGGAUUAUGUACCAAAGAUGAAAAUACUCACUUCUGAACUUCAUCCUGUAGCCCCUAACCAUUUUGGACAAAAGUACUUUGGGACAGAC
This is a messenger RNA of Brenthis ino (lesser marbled fritillary), 669 nucleotides long. The record is from the annotation of a GenBank genome assembly. Lineage: Eukaryota; Metazoa; Arthropoda; Insecta; Lepidoptera; Nymphalidae.